Molecule: messenger RNA, 948 nt
Organism: Lytechinus pictus (painted urchin)
Lineage: Eukaryota; Metazoa; Echinodermata; Echinoidea; Temnopleuroida; Toxopneustidae
Product: mucin-3B-like
Exons: 1
Source: RefSeq, a predicted model, not a curated record
AUACAGAUUGAGACAAGCUCCUAUGAGAGCACAAUACAGAUUAAGACAAGCUCCCAUGAGAGCUCAAUACAGAUUAAGACAAGCUCCCAUGAGAGCUCAAUACAGAUUAAGACAAGCUCCCAUGAGAGCUCAAUACAGAUUGAGACAAGCUCCCAUGAGAGCUCAAUAUGGAUUGAGACAAGCUCCCAUGAGAGCUCAAUACAGAUUGAGACGAGCUCCUAUGAGAGCUCAAUACAGAUUGAGACAAGGUCCUAUGACAGCUCAAUAUGGAUUGAGACAAGCUCCCAUGAGAGCUCAAUGCAGAUUGAGACAAGCUCCCAUAAGAGCUCAAUAGAGAUUGAGACAAGCUCCCAUGAGAGCUCAAUACAGAUUGAGACAAGCUCCCAUGAGAGCUCAAUACAGAUUGAGACGAGCUCCUAUGAGAGCCCAAUAUGGAUUGAGACGAGCUCCUAUGAGAGCCCAAUAUGGAUUGAGACGAGCUCCUAUGAGAGCCCAAUAUGGAUUGAGACAAGCUCCUAUGAGAGCCCAAUACAGAUUGAGACAAUUUCCUAUGAGAGCCCAAUACAGAUUGAGACAAGCUCCUAUGAGAGCCCAAUACAGAUUGAGACAAGCUCCCAUGAGAACUCAAUACAGAUUGAGACAAGCUCCUAUGAGAACUCAAUACAGAUUGAGACAAUCUCCUAUGAGAGCUCAAUACAGAUUGAGACAAUCUCCCAUGAGAGCUCAAUACAGAUUGAGACAAUUUCCUAUGAGAGCCCAAUACAGAUUGAGACAAGCUCCUAUGAGAGCCCAAUACAGAUUGAGACAAGCUCCCAUGAGAACUCAAUACAGAUUGAAACAAGCCCCCAUGAGAGCUCAAUACAGAUUGGAACAAGCUCCUAUGAGAGCUCAAUACAGAUUUAUACAGGCUUCAGCCAAUAAUUGAAGGAAUGGUUUUCAACAUUUACC